Selaginella moellendorffii is the source of this 4420-nucleotide messenger RNA. RefSeq names its product ABC transporter B family member 11. The record is from RefSeq and is a predicted model, not a curated record. Gene Ontology annotation, cellular component: membrane. Bases 14 to 4096 code for a protein of 1360 amino acids. The transcript has 12 exons. Gene Ontology annotation, molecular function: ATP hydrolysis activity; ABC-type transporter activity; ATP binding. Gene Ontology annotation, biological process: transmembrane transport. NCBI's taxonomy places the organism in Eukaryota, Viridiplantae, Streptophyta, Lycopodiopsida, Selaginellales, Selaginellaceae.
AUCGACGCUCGCGAUGAAUGUGCAUGACGCGGAGGCGCCACCUCUGCCCGCUGUGGAUCGCGCAGCUCCUCCCGAUGGAAAUGUAGGUACCGGCAUCGAGGAAAUCUUGGAAUCGGCGACGCCGGCGACGCCGAUCGAGGUAGAGGAUUCGCAGGAGGUCCGGGUAGAGGUCCGGGAGGCGCAAGGCGCAGAGGAGAAGGGAUUGGAUGCUCAAGCGUCGGGGAUUUCAGCUUCCAUCGGGCCAGGCAAAGGAUCGGACGCUAAAGUGUCGGAAGUUUCGUUGUCGAUCCGGCCUGUGGAAGAACAAGCAUCGGUCUCGACCGUGGUAUCGACUGCUGCAGCUAGUGAAGAACCGGAUCGUUCCAAGGCAGACGAGUUUAAGUCCUUGCCUUUCUACAAGCUCUUCAUGUUUGCCGACUGGCUGGACGUGCUUCUCAUGUCGCUGGGGAUCUUUGGAGCCGUCGGGAAUGGCAUGGCACGGCCGCUCAUGGCUCUCAUCUUUGGACAGGUUGCCAACGCUUUUGGGGAGAAUGAGCACAAUGUCUCCAACCUUGUCCACGAGGUCUCCAAGGUUGCUCUUCGAUACGUGUUUUUGGGUCUGGGAACAGGAGCUGCGGCUUUGAUGGAGACUUCAUUUUGGAUGUGUGCUGGCGAAAGACAAGCAGCACGGAUUAGAGCUUUGUAUUUAAAGUCGAUUUUGCGGCAGGACGUCUCAUUUUUUGACAAGGGAAUCAGUACUGGCGAAGUGUUGGGCCGAAUGUCGGAUGACACUUUUCUUAUACAGGAUGCCAUUGGUGAAAAGGUUGGAAAGUUUGUACAGCUCUUGUCCACGUUCUUUGGUGGUUUUAUACUCGCAUUUAUCAGAGGUUGGAGGCUUGCGCUUGUCGUUUCAUCAGUGCUGCCCCUCCUCGUCAUUGCGGGAGCUACGAUGGCUAUGCUGAUUUCUAAAACGUCGAGUAGGGGACAAAUGGCUUAUGCUGACGCUGGAAAUAUUGUCCAACAAGCUGUGGGUGGCAUUAGGACGGUUGCAUCUUUCACCGGAGAAGACAAAGCUGUGGGAGACUAUGAUACAGCUUUGGGAAAGGCAUAUAGAGCUGGUGUUUAUCAGGGUUUAAGUUCAGGUUUUGGCAUGGGAUGCACGUUGCUAACGCUCUAUUUGAGCUAUGCUCUGGCUCUUUGGUAUGGCUCCAAGCUUAUUCUUCACAACGGUUAUACAGGCGGUGCAGUCAUCAACGUCAUGCUUUCGGUUCUCAUGGGAGGCAUGGCACUGGGCCAGGCUUCACCAUCUCUGCGUGCCUUUGCAGCAGGCCAAGCAGCUGCGUACAAGAUGUUUGAAGUUAUACAUCGCGUGCCUGCAAUCGAUUCCUACAAUAUGGAGGGUGCCAUUCUGACAGACGUGCAAGGGAACAUAGAGAUUGAAACUGUGAACUUCACUUACCCCUCACGACCAGGCGUACAGAUCCUAAAAGGCUUUUGUUUAUCGAUCCCGUCUGGGAUGACAGCUGCACUUAUCGGACAAAGUGGAAGCGGAAAGUCUACGGUCAUUAGCUUGCUGGAAAGGUUCUAUGACCCACAAAGUGGCGUGGUUUCUAUCGACGGCCACGACAUCAGAAAACUACAGCUCAAAUGGCUGAGACAGCAGAUUGGACUCGUGAGUCAGGAGCCAGUCCUUUUCGGAGUAUCUGUGUUGGAAAAUGUCGCCUAUGGAAAAGAUGGUGCAACCAAGGAGGAUGUGCAAGCCGCAUGUGAACUGGCCAAUGCUGCAAGGUUCAUCAGCAACAUGCCACAGGGAUAUGACACUCAUGUCGGACACCACGGUACACAAUUAUCUGGUGGCCAAAAGCAGCGGAUAGCAAUCGCACGGGCGAUACUAAAAAAUCCCCGUAUACUUUUGCUGGAUGAGGCUACUAGCGCGUUGGAUGCGGAGUCCGAAAGAAUCGUUCAAAAAUCUCUUGAACGUGUCAUGGUAGAUCGCACUACCGUGAUUGUGGCACACAGACUUUCGACAAUCCGGGACGCAAACUCUAUUUUCGUGUUCCAACAAGGAAAAAUAGUAGAAAGUGGGACGCAUUCAAGUCUUUUGGCUAAUCCAGAUGGCCACUAUUCUCAGCUUAUAAAACUUCAGGAAAUGCGUCAUGACGACCACCGUGACGAGGAGUCCGGCAGCAGCAGCAGCAGCAGCAGUGGUAGCGGCAGUCCGAAAGUAUCUCGUCGUCGGUUGUCAUCUCUGAGGGAAUCAAGCCUUCAAAUACCAGUACAAAGAGAGGUGCAGGAAAGUGGUCGCAGUCACAGCAGAUGGAAGUAUCUCUUUGGUUUGAAACAUAAGCCUCGGGAUGGGGUAAGUACAACUUCGUCGAUGCUACGGCUGGCUGCCUUGAACAAACCAGAAGCUCCCGUGUUUAUCUUGGGCUCGGUGGCAGCGGUAGUGAAUGGGAUAGUAUUUCCCAUGUUUGGCCUUCUUCUUUCAAGCAUCCUGGGAGUUUUCUAUAACCCCGACCGAAACGAGCUGCGCAAAGGUGCUAACUUCUGGGCUUCGAUGUUCGUCGUUCUCGCGUGCGCAUGCUUUAUUAUUAUACCCUGCCAGAUGGUCUCCUUUGCUUAUGUUGGCCAGAAUUUGAUCCGACGUAUACGCUACCUCACCUUUAAAACAGUUCUUCGACAAGAGAUUGGCUGGUUCGAUGCCCGUGAGAACUCGAGCGGGGCUAUAAGUUCCAGGCUAUCAACUGAUGCUGCUUAUGUGCGAGGAAUGGUGGGCGACAGCUUGGCCUUGACCGUGCAAAACUUAGCAACAAUCGCAGCCGGCUUGCUAAUUGCGUUUUCUGCUACGUGGGAGUUGGCGCUCGUAAUUUUUGCGCUGGUGCCUUUACUUAGCCUGCAAGGGAUCAUGCAAAUCAAAGUUAUGACCGGUUUCAGUGCCGAUGCAAAGGUGAUGUACGAGGAAGCUAGCCAUGUGGCUGCGGAUGCAAUAAGCAGCAUUCGAAGCGUGGCUUCCUUCUGUGCUGAAGAGAAAAUGCUGAAGCUAUACGAAGAGAAGUGUCGAAGACCUUUGAAGAACGGGAUUCGCCUGGGACUUGUUAGCGGUGCAGGUUUUGGCUGCUCGAAUGUGGUUAUGUUUUCGUCCUACGGCCUUAGCUUUUGGUAUGGUGCUCAACUUGUGAAAGACAGAAAGACAACGUUUCAGAAAGUUUUCAAGGUCUUCUUUGCAAUCACAAUGUCUGCAAUUGGAGUUUCGCAUGCUGCUGGACUGGCGCCAGAUCUCGGCAAGGUCAAGACUUCGGUCAUUUCUAUCUUCUCAAUGCUUGACCGCAAGUCGAAAAUCGAUCCAGCAGAUUUGCAAGGAAGCACUUUGGACAUUCUGCAUGGUGACGUCCAGUUUCAGCACGUAAGCUUUAAGUAUCCCAGUCGGCCAGGUGUGCAAAUAUUUCGAGAUUUCACACUGUUUGUUGAGGCCGGAACGACUGCAGCAUUGGUUGGAGAGAGCGGUUGUGGAAAAUCAACUGCAAUCUCUCUUAUCCAAAGGUUUUAUGAUCCUGAUUGCGGAAAGAUCUUCAUAGAUGGCGUGGACAUAAGGUCGCUCCAACUCAGAUGGUUGAGGCAGCAGAUGGCAUUGGUUGGACAGGAGCCAGUACUUUUCUCUGGGACGCUGGGCUCAAAUAUAGGCUACGGAAAGGAUGGAGUCUCAGAUGACGAGAUCAAAGACGCUGCGAUCUCUGCGAACGCUUACAAGUUUAUAAUGGAUCUUCCCGACGGAUUUGACACAGAAGUUGGCGAGCGUGGUACUCAGCUGUCGGGAGGCCAGAAGCAAAGGAUCGCCAUAGCAAGAGCCAUCGUGAAGAACCCGAAGAUAUUGCUCCUAGACGAAGCAACCAGCGCUCUGGAUGCUGAAUCGGAGCGCCUAGUGCAAGAGGCGCUCAAUCUCGUGAUGCAGAACCGGACCGUGGUCGUCGUGGCUCACAGGCUCUCCACCAUUGUCAACGCAGACGUUAUUUCGGUGAUGAAGAACGGGGUGGUGGCAGAACAGGGCAGACACAAGGAGCUGCUCCAGAUUGAAAACGGGGUGUACUCGCUGCUGGUGAAGCUACACGUUCGAAGCUGAGAGAAGACCACCGAAGCUGGCAGAGGAAAACGUCGCUUGACUGGUAAGGCCUUUGCUUUUCUUUCUAAUCUUCCACAACUUCCAGAUACAUGAGAAUCUUGGCCGUUUGCCACAUUCAUUUUGUGCGUUCUACGAAAGACAAAAACCAAAACGGUUUAAACGAGAAGUCGGUGGGAGCCGUCCAACUCGAAGCACACAAGCGAUCAAACUCUCCUGGCAGGGAAGGAAAUAUGGUGCCGUGAGAGAUCCCCGUCCAGUCUUCGAAUCAAGUCCGAAUCAAGUCCAAGUGGAAGUGAUACGCUACGUACAAAUAAUGGCUUUCGA